CGCCUCCCGCCAGGCACCAGCAUGGCCUGGAACAGCAACCUCCGCUGGCGGCUGCCGCUCGCCUGCCUGCUCCUGCAGGUGGCCAUGGUGGUGCUCUUCGGCGUGUUCGUGCGCUACGACCCCGACGCCGACGCCCACUGGUGGACAGAGAAGACUCGCAGGAACAUCUCCAGCGACCUGGAGAACGAGUUCUACUACCGCUACCCGAGCUUCCAGGACGUGCACGUGAUGGUGUUCGUGGGCUUCGGCUUCCUCAUGACCUUCCUGCAGCGCUACGGCUUCAGCGCCGUGGGCUUCAACUUCCUGCUGGCGGCCUUCGGCAUCCAGUGGGCUCUGCUCGUGCAGGGCUGGUUGCACCACGUAGAAGACAGACACAUCAGCCUGGGCAUCGAGAACCUCAUCAACGCCGACUUCUGCGUGGCCUCUGUCUGCGUGGCCUUUGGCGCGGUUCUGGGCAAAGUCAGCCCUGUCCAGCUGCUCAUCAUGACUUUCUUCCAAGUGACCCUGUUCUCAGUGAAUGAGUUCAUUCUCCUCCAACUGCUGGAGGUGAAGGAUGCAGGGGGCUCCAUGACCAUCCACACAUUUGGCGCCUACUUUGGGCUCACGGUGACCCGGAUCCUCUACAGACGCAACCUAGAGCAAACCAAGGAGAGACAGAGUUCUGCGUACCACUCGGAUCUCUUUGCCAUGAUUGGCACCCUCUUCCUGUGGAUGUACUGGCCCAGCUUCAACUCAGCCAUAUCCUACCACGGCGAUAGCCAGCACCGAGCCGCCAUCAACACCUACUGCUCCUUGGCAGCCUGCGUGCUCACCUCGGUGGCGAUGUCCAGCGCCCUGCACAAGAAGGGCAAGCUGGACAUGGUGCACAUCCAGAACGCCACGCUGGCGGGAGGGGUGGCCGUGGGCACAGCUGCUGAGAUGAUGCUCAUGCCCUACGGCGCCCUCAUCGUUGGCUUCUUCUGCGGCAUCAUCUCCACCCUGGGUUUUGUGUACCUGACGCCAUUCCUGGAGUCCCGGCUGCAGAUCCAGGACACGUGUGGCAUUCACAACCUGCACGGCAUUCCCGGCAUCUUGGGUGCCAUCGUGGGGGCUGUGACGGCAGCCUGUGCCAGCCCUGAAGUGUAUGGACAAGAAGGGCUUGCCCAUUCCUUUGACUUUCAAGGUUUCAAGAAGGAUUGGACCACAAGAAGGCAGGGCAAGUUCCAGGUUUUUGGCCUUUUGGUGAGCCUGGCCAUGGCCCUGAUGGGCGGCAUCAUCGUGGGGUUAAUUUUGAGAUUGCCAUUCUGGGGACAAGCUGCUGAUGAGAACUGCUUUGAUGAUGCAGUCUACUGGGAGGACCUGUGUCUUGCUUCUAAUCAAUAGAAUACAACAAAGGUGAUGGGAUGCAUGUGAUUCUGUGUAGGUGAUUAUAUGAUUACCACCACACAAGACUGUAGUACCCACCUGGCUGGAGUCUCUCAUGCCCUUGCUGGCACUGAUGAAGCAGGUGGCCGUGCUGGGACCUAAAUCAGAGUAGCCCCUAGAAACUGAGGACGGCUGACAGCUAUCAAGGAAAUGAGCCCCCCAUCCUGUAAGCGCAAGAAACCAACUUCUGCCAAGAGCUGCAGGAGCUUGGAAGUGGAUCUGUCCCCUAGUCAACCUUCCAGAUGGGGACCCAGUCCUGACCCGCACCUUGAUUUCAGGCUUGCAGAGGGCCCAGCUAAGCCAUUCCAGGACUCUCGACCCACAGAAACUGUGA
This is a messenger RNA of Propithecus coquereli (Coquerel's sifaka), 1738 nucleotides long. RefSeq names its product Rh family, C glycoprotein (gene RHCG). The record is from RefSeq and is a predicted model, not a curated record. Gene Ontology annotation, molecular function: ammonium channel activity. The transcript has 10 exons. Bases 22 to 1362 code for a protein of 446 amino acids. Gene Ontology annotation, biological process: ammonium homeostasis; ammonium transmembrane transport. Gene Ontology annotation, cellular component: basolateral plasma membrane; plasma membrane; apical plasma membrane. Lineage: Eukaryota; Metazoa; Chordata; Mammalia; Primates; Indriidae.